Cheilinus undulatus (humphead wrasse) is the source of this 1474-nucleotide messenger RNA. Its product is annotated as rho GTPase-activating protein 11A-like. The transcript has 8 exons. Gene Ontology annotation, biological process: signal transduction. The coding region runs from base 79 to 1233 and encodes 384 amino acids. NCBI's taxonomy places the organism in Eukaryota, Metazoa, Chordata, Actinopteri, Labriformes, Labridae. The record is from RefSeq and is a predicted model, not a curated record.
GGAGGUCUGAUUCAUUCACAACUGACCAGCAGCACUGAGCCACAUUGUUUCUGACAUUAUCCGGCUAUCAUUUUCAUCAUGAAGGCUUCUGACAAAAAUGUGAUUCGGUUUCACCUUCAAGUGAUUUAUGGGAUACAUGUGAAAACUUUUGAGAAGAGAAAAGACAGACUGUUUGUGAGUGAAGCUAAGAUAUUUGGUGUUCCUCUGGAGAAUUUACCCAGGAGGUACAUCCCCGAGUUUGGACUGGUGCCCUGCUUUUUGGUGGAUGCCUGCUCAUUUCUCCUGGAGCGUGUUGGAACUGUAGGCCUGUUCAGAAAACCAGGUUCUCUUCCUCGCAUUAAGAUCCUCAGAGCCAAGCUGAACCGUGGAGAGGAGUGUCUGUUCACAGCUCUCCCCUAUGACGUAGCAAGCCUUAUCAAGCAGUUCUGCAGGGAGCUGAUGGAGCCGCUGUUUCCCACUGAGUUUCACGCCGCUCUGCUCAAAGCUCAGGCUCUGCCCAAUCCUAAAGACCGGAUUUCAGCCCUGCAGCUGCUGUCCUGUCUGCUUCCUGCAAGAAACUCCUCCUGUCUUCAUUACCUAUUCGAUUUCCUCUCCAACAUCACCCAAAGCUGCAGUGAAAACUUGAUGACCAGCUCCAACCUUGCUACAGUCUUUGCUCCGUGUCUUUUACCUCCUCCAAGUAAGGCAGAGAUGUCAGAGGGAAGACUUGAACUCAGAGUUCUGGUUCUUUGCACCUUUAUUGAAAAUCCUCAUCUAUUUGGGGUCAUUCCUAAAGCUGUGAUGGACAGUAUGGACUUCCUGCUGAAUUUCCAUUUCUUUAAAGACACAAAGAGAAGACAAAAAAAGAGACACAGCUUUAAAGCAAUGCCGCCGGGGAAGGCGAUGCCUUGGACAAAAGGGAAGUCAAAGUGCGAGCUUCCAGUCCCCAAACUGCCACAAGAAUUGACACCAGGAGACCGACCAGCGCUCAGGAGAAGCCUCGGCCUGGAGACUUUCCCAAAUGUGCAGCUGUUUAGGGUCUGUCUGUCUGGAUCAGAGACGAGUUUUAGUCCUGCUAAAGCUUUAUUGGGCAGUCCCCCUAAAGAUGCAUUCAAGACCCCACAGGAUAUACCAAAAAGAGAAAUGCAUCACUUCCCAAGAAUUACCAGAGGAGCAGCUGCAGAAAGCUCUCCUGUGCUCACUGGCAUCAAGACUCUGCAGGUCAUGCACUGGAAAAAACGCCAUUCACUGUGAAGGAUUAAGUAGUGGGAAGAAGUCAUGUGUGUUGACCCACAUCACUGCAGAUUUGUGGAUAUGGUCUACAAUAGACCAUUUUUUGAUUCUAAGGUGAUGUGGAGUGGUUAUAGGCAGUGACAGGUCAGGUUUUGUCACGAUCUUAAUGAAUGUAUUUAUUCGACUAUUCCUAAACAGGACUGUUGUUGUAUGGAUCAUGUAAUAACCUAUUUUUAUAUUAUAAUAAAUUUUAAUUUCAACA